AUGAUGUACAGGACCAUCUCAACUCUGCUUACGGUUCUGCUGGCACUGUCAGAGGCGAGGACCUCCGCACAUGGCCUCAAGCUACCCUUCGAACGGCGUGCGCCGCGAGGGGCUAAUAUGCGUUCUCCUCGCGUCGCCACGCGGUAUUCAUUCAGCGCAAGCACACAGAAGGAGGACAUCACGAAUAUUGGGGACAUUCGGUACAUCGCGAACAUCACCAUCAAUGGCGUCGUCGUCCCCGUCGUGCUCGACACGGGGAGUACGGAUCUCUGGGUCAUACCCCCAGGCGGCAUUGGCGCCUUCAACGGCACCGGCAUCCCCCUGGAACUGCUAUACGGUGACGGAACCUACGGCGUCUCGGGCACCAUAGGCAUCUCGCCCUUCAGCUUCGGCACCUACUCCAUCGCACGGCAGGCGUUCAUGAACGCGCGCACGUCCACGAUCCUAGGUAUGCAAGAACUCGGCGUCUACGGGAUCUUCGGGCUCAGCUUCGACUUUGGGUUCGCCUCGCCCAUCAACACGAAGAUCCAGAGCCUGUACGGGAAUGAGGCGACGUGGGGCGCGUCGGUGCUGAAGAACAUCUUCGAGCAGCACCCCGAGCAGCCGAACUUCGUCGCGCUCGAGCUGGGGCGCUCGGAGGACCUGGAGGAUACAGAUGGGGGCGAGUUCACGAUUGGCGAGUAUGCGCCAGAGCAUGCGGUGGUGGCGAAUGCCACAAAGCUGGCGCAGUACCCGAAGGGAGGGAAUCGGUGGACGACACUGCUCGAGGGCGUAUAUGUGGAAGGAGAGGCGAUUGCGGUGGGCUCGGACAUACCGGGCGUUCCUGCGGGCCAUGCUCAGGUGCUGCUCGAUACGGGAGAUCCGAGCGCCAUUCUCCCGACGGCGACUGCCAAUGCGAUUUAUUCUCGUGUCCCUGGCGCUGCUCUGUAUGAGGCACCUACGGGCGAACACAUGUGGAUCGUGCCAUGCAACACCACUACGCUUGUUGAGCUUUCAUUCGCUGGCCAGCGCUAUCCAAUCCACCCUCUCGAUCUCACCACCCUGACUGACCCCAUCGAAGUGAACGGCCAAGAACGCAUUGCCUGUGUGGGCGCACUGAAAGGCGUCGACGCAUGGGGCGGGAACGAAUACGACAUGUCGCUCGGCGACAGCUUCCUCCGGAACGUCUACUCCGUCUUCGACUUCGGCGACCCCCUCCCUGACGGCUCGACCGGCGAGCCUUACAUGCAGCUCCUCUCACUCGUCGACCCAACAGAGGCGGUCUCUGAGGUAGCCACCAUCCGCGGCAAGACCCUCGCGACCCUCCCGCCAGAGAUCGAUCCCGCGACCCUCGUCCGCAUCCUCACCGGGACCGACGCGCCUUCUCCUUCGGGUACGAGCGGCGCGCCGCCCAUCGAACCUACUGAUGGCAGCAGCCCGGAGUCGAAGGCGAAGGAAAAGCCUAUCCUUGGCGUUUCAUCGCCGUCGGUGGGUGAGGAAGGGGUUGGACUCGCCGUGGAUGGGGAGACGUUCAAGAAAUACGCGCUGGCGGCCAUAUUGCUCCUUGCUGCGAACAUCGUGAUUGGGCUCGUGCUGAUCGUGUUCGCCGUCCUCGGAUGCAUGCGCAGAGGAAGUGCGGCUUCGAGAAAGAGCUCGGUAAGGGCAGUUGCACCGCAGUACGCGCCCGUCAAGUUGGAGGAGGAAGGGUAUUCGGGGCACUAUCAGCAGGGGUAUAAACACUAG
Molecule: messenger RNA, 1722 nt
Organism: Cyclocybe aegerita
Lineage: Eukaryota; Fungi; Basidiomycota; Agaricomycetes; Agaricales; Hemipholiotaceae
Source: the annotation of a GenBank genome assembly